AUGAAGCAGCAGUUAUUAGGCUACGAGGAUACGAUGUACAUAUGGGAUCAGGCUGAGCACAUUGCUGGUAGGCUUGAUCGAGUGGCACCUCGGAUCUUGCGCACCAGGCGGAAUUUGAUGACACGGCCGCUGGAGCAGAUUAAGUCAUAUCUCAGACGAGUCGGAUUUGAGUAUGUGACCUAUAUGGUUGAGUUUGAGAACGACUGGCCACUUGCCUUGGCAUUGAUAGAGAGGUGGAGGCCUGAGUCCCACACAUUUCAUCUACUAUGCGGGAAGAUGACUAUCACCCUGCACGGCGUGGCCUAUCAGCUGAGACUUAGGAUCGACGAUGAUCUUGUGAGUGGAUGCAUAUGUGGUUGGGAGCAACACCAUCAGGGACGGACCAUUGAGGAGUUAUGUCAGCAGCUUCUGUGUGUUGUUUCCGGCCCAGAUGACAGAGAGUCACAGACCAAGUAG
Molecule: messenger RNA, 456 nt
Organism: Arachis ipaensis
Lineage: Eukaryota; Viridiplantae; Streptophyta; Magnoliopsida; Fabales; Fabaceae
Source: RefSeq, a predicted model, not a curated record